This is a messenger RNA of Brachypodium distachyon (stiff brome), 663 nucleotides long. RefSeq lists its product as uncharacterized. The transcript is spliced from 2 exons. The record is from RefSeq and is a predicted model, not a curated record. NCBI's taxonomy places the organism in Eukaryota, Viridiplantae, Streptophyta, Magnoliopsida, Poales, Poaceae. The coding region runs from base 1 to 663 and encodes 220 amino acids.
AUGGGGUUUCUGGUGACGUUUUCUGCUAUCCAGCUGAUCGUGAUUCCGUCGCGCCGGUACGACUCGUCGCCUCCAUCAACGGCGUCGACGAGAGGGGAGUACCAGAGCACCUUCACGUGCUCGACGGCCGCAUACCCUGUGUGCCGCUACUACUAUGGCAACGGCGGCGACUGGACGAACCAGAACAGCAGCACGGCAUCGGCCCGCGGCAACGGUGCAGCUGCGGAGAGCUCGCCGGCCACCGCCCCGCGGCACCACCGCGGCGCGAGCAGCGGCUUCUGCUACUUCACGUCGAACCCAGAGGCAACAAGCCACGAUCCGAGCUUCCGGCAGACACAGCGGCGUGGCGGAAGGGCACGGCAGCCACUGGCAGACGACAGGUCAGCCACCACCGAGUGCUCCGGCGCUGCCGACUACGGGUGGUACUACUCGCCGUCAUCUGCCGCGUCGUCGUCGCUCUUCGGAAACCCGCCGCCGCGAAGGACGCCACACCAGCUGGAGGAGGCGGUGAUGCCGCACAGGCUGGAGGAGGCGAUGAUGAUGGAGGUGAGGGAGCGGGCGCCGUUGCUAAUGGACGACGAUGGCGACAUUGACAAUGUGGGUGCCGCCGCGGUGGACGAGGCAAUUGCGUGGGCCAAGGAGAGGUUCUGGAGCCAAGCCUAG